AUGAAGCUUCAUUUGGCUUCGUAUCUGGUAUUUGCGCUCGCAACCUUUGAGGCGGUUGGAGCUUCCAGCUGGUUUAGCAAGGCUGUUUACAACAAAUGGCAUGAAACCGAGUUAGAAAGAUGGCUUUCUGAUCAUGACAUCCCGUACCCGUCGCCGGCCGAUCGCAAGGAUCUAGAGUCCCUUGUGAAGUCCAACUGGGAAGCUAAAGUCCAAAAGCCCCUGGCUCAUGCUACACAGCACUCUCAUGAUCACUGGCAUGAUGCCAAGGAAUGGCUCUUUGAUACGUGGACCGACUCCCAGUUGAAGUCGUUCCUUGACCGUCAUGGUAUUCCUGCUCCUCAGCCUCGCAAGCGUGAUACGCUUCUGAAAACUGCUCGCGAAAACUACGAGUCUAUUGCCAGGAAGCUUGGAGAGGCUGUCGCCUAUCCUGGUAACUGGGUAUAUGAGCAAUGGACUGAGUCUGAUCUCAAGGAAUGGCUUGAUGAGCGUGGCUGGCCGGUUCCACAGCCCACCACGCGCGACAGGCUUAUUGCAUCGGUCCGCCGUAACGCUCGACUGGCCAGUCUGAAUGCGAAGAGCAUCGCUGCCUCUGCCUCCGCAUCCGCGGAAGCUGCGCAGGCUACUCUGAGCGAUGCCCUGUUCAAGGCUUGGUCCGACUCCGAUCUGAAGAAGUUCCUCGAUGAGCACGGUGUCAAGGUACCCCAGGGAUCUAGACGCAAUGAACUCAUGGCUCUGGCGAGGAAGCACCGCGCCUCUCUGGUUAGCCAGGCUUCGGAGGCCUCUGCCACCAUCUCGUCCACCGCUACUCAGAUCAUUGGUGCCGCAACCUCCAAAGCUGGUAACGAAUACGAAAAGGCCACAGAUGUUGCUCAAGCCAAGUUCCAAGAUAGCUUCGAUACAGUCAUUGAAGGAUGGUCCGACUCGCGUUUGAAGGCUUUCCUCGAUGCGCGCGGAGUCCCUGUGCCUCAGAGCGGCAAGCGUGAUGAGCUCCUUGCUAAGGUGAGGCUCCACAGCCACAAGGCAGCCACUGGCUGGUCUGCUUGGACCUUUGAUACCUGGGACACCGAGCACCUGAAGAAGUACCUGUCCUCCAUGAACGCCAAGGCAGCCCACCGCGCCGACAUCACUCGCGACGAGCUUGUCAAGCAAGCCCAGGAAAACUACGCCAAAGCAUCCAAGACCGGUGGUGCAAACUUCGCAUCGGCCACCUCCUACAUGGCGCAGGCCACCGAUGCAGCUAAGGGUUCCGCUUUCGACAGCUGGACUCAUUCCGACCUCAAGGCUUACCUUGACUCGUACGGCAUCCCGGUCUACCAGGGCUCUGGAAUCAACGAACUUCGCGCCGCUGCUCGCCGCAAUGCGGAGUACUUCCGCUACGGCACUUCGUCUCCUUCGGGAACUAUCUUCGCUAAGAUGCAAGAGGCCGGCCAGUGGCUUUUGGACCAGCUGAAGAUCGGCGCGUCCAGUGGCCGUGCCCAGGGUCAGGAAGCCGCUGAGAAGGCCAAGGCUAAGGGUUCUGAGGCUGCUGAGAAAGCCAAGGCUCAGGGAUCUCAUGCUGCUUCGAGCAUGCGCGUCGAACUGUAA
Molecule: messenger RNA, 1584 nt
Organism: Aspergillus tubingensis
Lineage: Eukaryota; Fungi; Ascomycota; Eurotiomycetes; Eurotiales; Aspergillaceae
Gene: ish1
Product: double-strand break repair enhancer MSC1
Exons: 5
Coding region: 1-1584 (527 amino acids)
Source: RefSeq, a predicted model, not a curated record